UGUGCAGUGUCGAACAAAAUGGAAGACGUGUCUCACACCUAUGUCUACCUCGGGCUGGCGCUCGUCUCGCUGUUCGUCGUGCUGCUCGCCAGGCGCAGCCGCUCGCCGGCGGCGGCGCAUGGCUCCGGCGCGCUGCGGCUGCCCCCGGGGCCGUGGCAGCUGCCCGUCAUAGGCAGCCUGCACCACCUCGUCGGGAAGCUGCCGUACCGCGUGAUGCGCGACAUGGCGCGCCGCCACGGGCCGGUCAUCAUGCUCCGGCUCGGCGAGGUGCGCACGGUGGUGGUGUCGUCGACGGAGGCGGCGCGCGAGGUGAUGAAGACCCACGACACGGUGUUCGCGUCGCGGCCGCUGAGCGCCACCGUGAACGUGCUCAGCAACGGCGGCAAGGACAUCGUGUUCGCGCCGUACGGGGACUACUGGCGCCAGCUCCGGAAGAUCGCCGUGAUGGAGCUCCUCAGCACGCGCCGGGUCCUGUCCUUCCGCUCCAUCCGCGAGGAGGAGGUCGCCGCCAUGCUGCGCGGCGCCGCCAAGGCCGCGGCGGCCGGCGCCGCCGUGGAGAUGCGGGCGGCGCUGUCCUCGCUCGUGUCCGACUCCACGGUGCGCGCCGUGAUGGGCGACCGGUGCAAGCACCGCGAGGCGUUCCUCCGCGAGAACGAGCGCACCAUCGAGCUCGCCUCCGGGUUCAACCCGGCCGACCUGUGGCCGUCGUCGCGCCUCGCCGGCUGGCUCAGCGGCGCCGUGCGCCGCGCCGAGAAGUGCCGCGACACGGUGUUCGGCAUCCUCGACGGCAUCAUCCAGGAGCGGCUGGAGAGGACCGCCGAAGACGCCGCCGCUGCCGCCGGCGACGACCUUCUGGACGUGCUGCUGAGGAUACAGAAGGAGGGCGGGCUCCAGUUCCCUCUCGACAUGGAAGCCAUCAAAGCCGUCAUCUUUGACAUCUUCAGCGCCGGCAGUGAGACGUCGGUCACAACGCUGGAGUGGGUGAUCGCGGAGCUGGUCCGGAACCCCAACGCCAUGAAGAAGGCAACGGCCGAGGUGCGGCGCGCCUUCGCCGGUGCCGGCGCCGUGUCCGAGGGCGCGCUCGGCGAGCUCCGGUACCUGCAGCACGUCAUCAGGGAGACGUUCCGGCUGCACCCGCCGCUGCCGCUGCUGCUGCCGCGGGAGUGCAUGGAGCCGUGCAAGGUGCUGGGCUACGACGUGCCGCGUGGCACGCAGGUGCUGGUCAACGUCUGGGCGCUCGGCCGCGACGAGCGGUACUGGCCCGGGGGCUCGCCGGAGGAGUUCCGGCCGGAGCGGUUUGAGGACGACGGCCCCGCCGCCGGGGUGGACUUCAGGGGCGCCAACUUCGAGCUGCUGCCGUUCGGCGGUGGCCGGCGGAUGUGCCCCGGGAUGACGUUCGGGCUCGCCAACGUGGAGCUCCCGCUCGCCAGCCUGCUGUUCCACUUCGACUGGGAGGCGCCCGGCGUGACGGACCCGUCGGAGUUCGACAUGAGCGUGGCGUUUGGGCUCUCCGGACGCCGGAAGGCCAGCCUCCUGCUCCGCCCCACCCUCCGCUUUCCCGUGCCUGGCUUCUAGCCAUCGUCCUCGUCACCGGCCGCCGGCGAGAGCGUUCGUUACCCCAUAUCUAUAUAUGUUAAAAAUCAUAGCAAAAGUGAUAAUUAUUAAAAAAAAGUCAUAUCAAAAGUGGUAAUUAUUAGCUUGGAACCGGUAAUUUGUUUACUUAACUGAACUUAUGAAUGGUAGCAAAAGAAUAUGUAAUAAAAUGGGAUUUUAAGGUUUAUUGAUAACAUGGAUAUACGUCAGCACUGUAUUUUCGCUUAUUAUUAUACUUAUAAGCUAAUAUUUAAAUUAUCAACUUUAAAUAUUUUAAGUUUCUUUCACCAUAUAUAGUUUACUAGCACAAUGCAUGUGCUUCGUCACAGGGAUAAAAAUAUUGUCAACGAUCUGGGUCGACAAUAUUACUAUAGUGUGACUAAAGG
Messenger RNA from Oryza brachyantha (malo sina), 1979 nucleotides. RefSeq names its product dolabradiene monooxygenase-like. The record is from RefSeq and is a predicted model, not a curated record. The transcript has 2 exons. Bases 19 to 1575 code for a protein of 518 amino acids. Gene Ontology annotation, molecular function: heme binding; monooxygenase activity; iron ion binding. NCBI's taxonomy places the organism in Eukaryota, Viridiplantae, Streptophyta, Magnoliopsida, Poales, Poaceae.